AUGGCAGCCUCCAGCGGCAACGCGCCAGCCGUUCAAGUCAUCCAGCAUGAAGAAUCGGUUCCGUGGGUGUUCGAGACUCUGCGGGACAUGAUUGAUGACAAUAUCGCGACUGGCGGCUGGGAGCAUGGCAGACACGAUAGGAUCCAGGAGCGCAUGCUAUGGCCCAAAGGUGGAAACGUCGGCCACGGGUUACAUCCAGCGGCGCGACAGAGUGCUCCAGCUCAUGACCGAAUAACCCCAACGCGGUUGCUUAACGGCAAGACGGGUGCUGUUGAGGAGAGCAUGGGGCGGAAACUGCCAUACACCACCAUUUCCCACGUUUGGACGAUAACAGCCGGCAAGGAUUGGCCGUCCUUCGCCUCCCAACUAUGGGAGAAAUACGGGAUCCAAUACAUUUGGGUAGACAGCUUGUGUAUAGACCAAAGUUCGAUAGACGACAAGGCGAACGAGAUUCCCAGAAUGGCCGAGUACUACGCCGGGGCCGAGAUGAAUCUGAUACCGAUGCCGGCGCCGGGGCUGAGGAAAGGUCUCGACGACUGGCUGGAAAGCGGAGCAACAGCGGCAGCCGUCGAUCCUUUACUCUGGCUGCUCAGAAACCUGCUGGAAGACGGUUACUUCAGGAGGGUAUGGACCAUGCAGGAAACUGCGCUGGCUUGCUGUACGCACCUUGAUACACCGGAUGGGCUCAUAUACGGGUGGGAAAUCGACGAGGCGCUGAGGAGGGCAUGCGGGAUACCUUCCAAACCACGAAACCCAGAGGAUCCCCCAACCUUUAACGCGAAAACGCCGUUAUCUUCCGAGACGGAAGUCGGGCAGCUGGACUUGAGGGUUGUCCUCUUCGACAACAGGCAUGUGAGGCGCCUCCUCUCAAGCCAGGCAUGGAUCGCUCGCAACCGGAAACCACUAGCUCUGGUAUGGAGGCAGGCGAAAAACAGACAGUGUACCGUUGCUAAAGACGCGUUUUGGGGAAUGAUGGCCAUGGUCGAGGGAGGGGACAAGCUGAGCUCGACGUACGACCAGCCGAUCGAACAAGUACUGGGGGAGAUGGUUGAGAGAGGAUUUCUGGGCCUCGAGAUACUCUGCGCGCCGAAAACCAUGCCCGAACAUAGUUGGGUGCCUGCUCUCCCCUUCGAAGUGCCAGGCAUGGGUGCUGAAUGCAACAUCGGAGAGGCACAGCGGAAGGUCAGGCUGGUCGACCGGCGCCUCGUGGUGCGUGCAAAGGAGGUCUUGGUGACAGGCGUCGGCGGAGCCUACGAGAUUCGAAUCAGAGAGAAGAGUAACAAGCACGAAAUGUUGAUGAUGACCGAGGGCGUCAAUCUGGGAGGUCAACACCCAGGUCAACGGCACUGGCUCAUACUACUGGAAGGAACUGAGAGCCACACAGCUUUCGUACUCAUAUCGGAUGGUAAUGAUGCGGGAUUCAUAGUACACAAAGUCGGCGCCAUACAAUGCGGCGUUGAGCUGCCACCGGCUGAAGUCCAAUGGGCCUUGGACGGACAGGAAGAAAUACAUGUUGGGGAGUCGACGUCCUUAAACUCGGCAAGUGCUACGUAA
Molecule: messenger RNA, 1554 nt
Organism: Colletotrichum karsti
Lineage: Eukaryota; Fungi; Ascomycota; Sordariomycetes; Glomerellales; Glomerellaceae
Exons: 1
Coding region: 1-1554 (517 amino acids)
Source: RefSeq, a predicted model, not a curated record